Molecule: messenger RNA, 4939 nt
Organism: Lethenteron reissneri (Far Eastern brook lamprey)
Lineage: Eukaryota; Metazoa; Chordata; Hyperoartia; Petromyzontiformes; Petromyzontidae
Gene: C6HXorf58
Product: chromosome 6 CXorf58 homolog
Source: RefSeq, a predicted model, not a curated record
GUGGGCGGGGGGGGGGCUGCUGUGCCGUUGUUGCUCUGGGAAUCGAUGACGAUCGUCGAUGAUGAUCGUCGAUGUUCGAUCGCCCCGUUGAUAGUGUUCGUCGUGAUUUUUUUGUAUAACUUUAGAGAGUGCGUGGGGCUGCCAUCUUCCACUCCGGACCUGCUGUGAAGAGGUGACGACGACGAUGAUGAUGAUGACGACAAUGACGAUAUAAACGUGCAUCGCCUUUGCCAAUCCACUGCUGGGUGAUUGCUAUUUUUCAUGAAGCGUGUCUGUUGUAAUCUGUAAUUUGGAGAAAGUUUGAUGGUGUCUCCCGGCCCCUUCAAAAAUAGAUUCUUAGCUCAGUGAUCCUUUACUCGGGACGAACUCUUCUGGUUCUGGCGACGCCCCCAGAAGUUGGGGGCGUCGCAGUUGGCUCUGCUGCACGUGGCCUCUAAUCCAGCGCUGUACCCUGACUCGCCACGAGAAGGCGGCAGAGCAAAACACGUGGACUUCCACCUGUUCUGUCCGUAUGGCACUGAGCGUUCCGUCUGUAUGGGAUAGAGUGUUUCCCCCUCGCACGCGUGUAUUUUCCCCGGGCGCUGCGGUUUCCUCCCACAUGUCGUUAGCGCUCAUUAAUAGGCCGAUAACACCUUCACAUAGCGAGGACGGCAGAGCUUGGGGAAUUGUUGGCGCCGGCUCACCGCGUGGCCGCCCUCCUGCUUGUCUCCGAGUCGUCCUGAUUCGUUGUCCCGCUCUACAAAAGUGAGCGAAUCGCGGCGCGUCCCAAGUUGCAAUGACCAUACUUCACCACGCUGGUCGGCCGGGUCUCUUGGCCACACGACCUCUUGGUGGCGCACCGUGGCCGCUCGCUUCGCCCCCCCGACGGUCCCUUUAGGGCCAUUCCGUGUUGGGGUGAUCUUUGUCUUCGGUCUUUAGGGCCACACGAGCAGGCGGCGGCGGCGGCCUGCAUCCAGCGCUGGUGGAGGUCUCACAACGGGCGGCUACUCUUCCUCCGGCUCCGAGACGCCCUCCACCUCGCGGAGAAGUGCCUGACCUACGACCUCCUGAGGAGAGUGAGCCCAAAAGAGGCGGAGCUCCUGAGAGAUCCCAGCAUGCAGUGCCGCGUGCGUCUUCGGCUGGCGGGCGACCAAUUUCCACCCCGAGUCGUCUUCAAGAUCUUCAGCCGGCCCGGCGCGACGAGCAGCACUUACAUGAGCGGCCGCCGCCUGAUCCAGCCGGCCAGCCAGGCAGCCAAGGACGCGCAUCACAUGAUGGGCACCCGCAGCUUCUGCAAGCAGAUCACGCUCGAUGCUCAACUUCACGAGAGGGCAAGAGUGACGGGCGAGGUGGACGUCACCACUGGCAAGGACUACAUGCAGUACGCGAGCUACCUGGAUGAGACGGAAGCUCGUCUGGGAGGACGGGGCAACAGGUGGCGGACGCUGAGCCUGGCCGAGCUGCCCCGCGGCGACAGGGGGCGGCAGGUCGCGGCCGCCGCUCCCUCGCCACCGCUCGCCCCCGUCGUCGGGGAUCGUCGCUCCCACCGGGACGCCCGGCCGGGCGGCCGGUUGUCCUCGGGUCCUCCGGAGGUCGCUCGACACCCGACGCAAGAUGCCUCCUUCUCCUCGUCGUCGUCAAGGCGACGCUGGCGGUCCAGGCAGGCUCUGCUCCGUCUGGACCGCUUGCGCCGCGACUACGGCCUCGCGCCUCCUCCCUCUGCACGAGGCGACGAAGAAGGUGACGCCGGGAUGGGCGAUCGUGACCGGGAAGCCUCCGUCCUCCCCGGCGUGAGGUCGGUGUUCGGCACAGUUUGGCAGAACAGAACGUUCCCCAAUCCCUCCCCUCCACUGCUCCUCCACCCUCGAUUGUUGAGAAUCGGUUGGAGCGACGAGCCUCCUGGCCGCGCGGACGCAACGGCGGACGAGCGUCGCCCGCGUGCGACCGCGGCGGAGUGCGGCCGGUGGGCCGAGGAGGCGUGGGAGGAGGAGGCGGAGCUCCUGUUUGCCUGGGCCCGAGAUCUCUCCCUCGAAAGCCUCGACUUCUACGCCGACCAGGAGCUCGGCUGAGCCGUCGCUGACGACGGCGACGACAACAAAAAACCCGUGGAAGCGUGGGCACACGCACGCGCGCGCGGCGUCCUUCUGCCAACAACGCACAGCGAGAUUUGCACGUCUUCUUGGUUCUUUCGGUGAAGUCACGUAGAAGGGAAAUAAUAAAAUAAUAAAAAUGUAACAUGAUUAAAAAAUAUAUUUUAAAAAUAAAAUAAUAAUUAUUUUUUAUUGUUUUAUUUUUUAAAUUUUAUUAUUUUUCUUCUACGUGACUUUACCGAAAGAACCAAGAAGAUGAAACCCUGCAGUCACGAAAGCUUUAAAUCGAGAUUUGCACGGUUUGUUGUUAUCGAUUCAGUGAAUUUGGGGCUAAACGGAGCUCCGUUUUGCACGAUGAGACCUGGUGUGCUACGUGUCUUGCGGGAGGCAAAUGUUUUUUUUGGGAUUGUUAUUACUGUCUUAUACAGCGUUGUGCGAUGCAGUGUUGCAUAAACGCUCUCGAUAAAGCAAUAAUCAUUAUUACGAAGGCCAAAACCGGUCCAGAAUUUUCUUGCGCAUAAGGCUGAUCCGGAAAGAGCCGUCGGAAGAUGGUGGCUACGCACGCCGGUUAUCGAGCACUUGGAGGCGAGGAUUGGUGGAUCGCACAAGCGUUGCGAAGCUCCCUUUCCGUGGGCGAUCGAUGAGGUGCCUUAAACCCCGACUCGUGGAGAAGGUGGUACCGCAAAAAGUUGGCUCACUCGUGUGGGUUUCCUGCCCGUGCUUUGCUUUUCUCCCACAUUUUAAACUGAUUAACUGCCUGGAAACAUCUGAAGUUGUAGGGGACUGCAGAGCUUGGGCAAUUGUUAGCGCCCGCGCAUUGUCCGGCUACUUUCUUAUUAUCAUUAUAAUAUGGACAAAAAUGUGUGUUCAUUUGGAAAAUUUAUUUUUUGCCUGUCCAUUAUAUAUUUCAAACAAACUCGUGUCCGAUUGAUAAGUGAUUUUGGGUGUGGCCACAAAAUGGAUUGGCCAUCAUCCUCCCGGAGGUCGAUAAAGUUGGUACCAUUUUGUGGCGAAGUCAGCGGUGUAUUUUCCUCGGGCUAUGCCCACCGCUGCCAUAGGAAUGGCUCGGCGCUGUAAGCGGUGGAAGAGCGCUGCCAAGGUCGCUCAUUUGAGCAAGAAAUCUCUUGAAAUGUCUCUGUACGGUUAGCAUAACGCGGUUUCACAGCGGUCAAGAACUACUUUCUUGAGCUGCGCGGCUGAGCGGUGCGAUCCGGUACGCGGAGUGAUACAGUAACGCGGCGGCGUACCCUCAGUUAUUUGUUCUGCCAUCUCACUGCGUGUGCAUGGUACUACAUCGUAUCUCGCCAAACUUUAUCGUCACAUUAAUUAUGGGUAAAUAGUUUUAGAUUAACGCAUACGGAAUUUUUUUUAUUUUUUUUUAUUUUACCAGCUAAGCCCCACUGAGCUGUGUAGCUCUGUUUCAGAAGCUACCUGGCCACAAAUGACAGAUCAAAGAAGUGGCUUAUCACGUGGAAAUAUAUAGCAGCCAAAUACUCUAAACGCGUGAUGAUGAUUCUAAAUGUGGAGGGAAAAAACCGGGGGACCCGGAGACAAAUCCACGCGACCACGCUGAGAGAGAGAAACACGAAAACUCCAAAUAUACAGCAGGCGUCAGGGUCUGGAUCGAACCCACGACCUCCUGCACACCGGGCGAGGUAGUUAACAUCGCCGAGCCACCGCAUUACACGAUCAACGACUGUGAGAUUCGUUCUCCGCUACCGUGGCGACCUCAGCUUUAACGGGGCCACCGCGUAGAUUUUCCGGAGCGUGGAGCAAUGCCCCACACCCCAGUCUGGCCACCCAUCACCCUAUCCUUCCCACGCAGUGAACGGCGUCACCGUAAAUUAUUUUAUGAUCAUAAUAAGCCAAGAAUGUGUGUGUGUCCCGCGCGUGACGUCACUCCACAUGAAGCACAUCUCCCGCGUGACAUCACUCCACAAUAACAAUGAGGAGGUGACGUCACUCCACAUGCUGCACCCCUCCACAAUAAUCAUUAGCGGGUGACGUCAUUCCACAUAGGCAACACCCCCCCCCCCCCCCACUAAUUAAUAGCUGAAGAACAGGUCUGUCGAGAAGACAGAGUCUGUCUUCUCGACAGACCUGUUCUUCACCUGAGGACGGCUGCUUGCGUUGUGGCAUAAACGUCGUGAGAAUUAUUUUAUUGUUUAAUUUUUUUUUAUUUCCAUUCUACGUGACUUUAACGAAAGAACCAAGAAGAUGUUUCAAAUCGUUGUAAACUAUUGUCAUUGUAGUGCGUAUUUAAUGUGGCGCUGCACUCUGAUGUCGGAGAAAACAUAAAAAAGUAUAAUUAAGUUGAACGUGUUGUCUAUAUUAAUUUAAAGUUGCGUUUUUGAUGUGACGUCACAUUUCUCCAACCCCCCUUCCCCUCGUCACACAUCGUCACAAAUGUCUGACCCCCCCCCCCCCCCCGGUGCGUGACGUCAUUUAUGGACGGCCCCUAAUGAUAUGGCCAAAUUUGUGUCGGUGCGGUCCUCCAGCAAACUCGCACGGGCCAGGCAAAUGAAAUUGUCACGUGGUGUACAGAGUUAGCAGCAAGACAAGGAGGUUUAGAUUGAAACUGCGGCAAGUGAGGGGGCAACGCUCAAUCCCAGGACAGGAUCCAGGGGAAGAUUGGAGCGAGACGUUAACCGUGUUAUUUUAUCUGUACACACAGAGAUUAUAAUCGUGUAAAAGAAGAUUUCAUCGAGCGGUGAAUUGAACAUGGCCCAUGAUGUACAAUAUUUGUACGGAUUGAAACCGUAAUUUAAGUCAUCAAUGUUUGAUUUUAGUUGUCCUCUUUCGACGGCAAUUCAUCAAGUUUUUUUUUUUAUAACCAACAGCGCGUCUCUAUAUAUACACACGUAUCUAAA